This is a messenger RNA of Hyaloscypha bicolor E, 1583 nucleotides long. RefSeq lists its product as uncharacterized. The coding region runs from base 73 to 1413 and encodes 446 amino acids. The record is from RefSeq and is a predicted model, not a curated record. The transcript is spliced from 3 exons. Lineage: Eukaryota; Fungi; Ascomycota; Leotiomycetes; Helotiales; Hyaloscyphaceae.
CGCAAGUGACUUCUCAUCUCAUCUCACGUGCCAAAACCCCUCACCACAGCUAUAAAAGAAGCAACCUCAACAAUGCCGCGUCCGACCCAAACCGUUUUCUCAGAAGGCAUUUUCCACGGCCUCCCCACCUUCCCCGACCACGACGGAACGAGGUACACCGCGAUUGUUACAGGCGCAAACGGGAUCUCAGGUUCUGAAAUCGUCGACGUCCUCGCUUCUUCUCCAGAGCGAUGGGAGACCAUCUAUGCGAUGUCACGGAAACCGCCUGUGAAUAAGAAUCCGCAUGUCAAGACGAUUGCUGCGGAUUUCUUAUCCAGUACUCUGAAGGAAUUGGCAGCUCUAUUUAAGAAAGAGCGUAUCAAAGCUGAUUACAUCUUCUUCGCCUCCUAUAUGCAACCACCCCUCCCCGAAAGCGCAGGAUUGUGGUCCAAUUCCGAUGAGCUUGAAAGCGUCAAUGUAACACUUCUCUCCAACUUCCUCGCCGCCCUCUCCCUCGCCGCCCUCUCCCUCGCCGCCCUCUCCCUCGCCGCCCUCUCCCUCGCCGCCAUAAUCCCCACCCGCUUCCUCCUCCAAACAGGCGGAAAGCACUACGCCCUCCACCUCGGCCCAACCACAAUCCCACAGACGGAAGGCCUCCCCUCCGACCGGGUGUCGCACGCAAACUUUUACUUCCAGCAAGAAGACUUUCUCUCCACCUGGGCUACCAAGCACAACACAACCUGGACCGUAACUCGCCCGGGCUUCAUCCUCGGCGCGAACCCCACAGCAUUCAUCAACAUCGCUUACGCACUCGCCCUUUACGCUUCUGUACAGAAAGAACUUGGCAAGGAGCUGGAGUUCCCCGCUGAUGUGGGGGCAUGGGAUGCCAAUAAGGACAACACUACUGCGAGGCUUAUUGGGUAUUUUUCUGAAUGGGUUGUCCUCCAUCCUGAGGCUAAGAAUGAGGCGUUUAACCUCGUUGAUGACUCCCCUUUUUCGUAUGGUAAAUUCUGGCCCGAGGUUGCGAGGUGGUAUGGCCUUGAGGCUGGCCUCCCGGAAUCCGAUGCCUCGAAAUACACCACCAUCACACUCGGCAUGGAUCCUCCGCCCCGCGGUUUUGGUGGGCCUGGUGUAGUGAAAAUUGCAUUCAGUUUCGAGGAGUGGGCUUCUCGUCCAGAGGUUAAAGCUGCGUGGGAGAAGGUGAGAGAGAGAGAGGACCUAAUUGGGGCUGCUGAUCCGUGGGCUGAGGGGAAGGGGUAUUUGCUGAAGGAUAUCUUUGGGAGUUUAGAUGCGGAGAUGUUGGGGAGUUGGAGCAGGACGCAGACGAUGGAUAAGGCGAAGGCGCUGGGGUGGCAUGGGCAUGUGAGGACGGCGGAUGGGUUUAAGGAUACUAUCCAGAAGAUGGCCGGGUUGAAGAUGGUACCUGCGUUUUGAGUUCGGGGGUUAAAAAGGGAGCAGAAGGGAAGGACGGAUGUAAUGUUGAGUUUGGUCUGAUUGUAGGGGUGUGGAAAUGGAGGCAUUUUCAUAUCUUGAGCACUUUCAAUUAUUGAUUUGGAAGCAUUGCAUAGUUCCGAGAUCUUCAAUUUUGAAACCUGUGUUUAGCU